Cyphellophora attinorum is the source of this 3363-nucleotide messenger RNA. RefSeq lists its product as uncharacterized. Lineage: Eukaryota; Fungi; Ascomycota; Eurotiomycetes; Chaetothyriales; Cyphellophoraceae. Bases 1 to 3363 code for a protein of 1120 amino acids. The record is from RefSeq and is a predicted model, not a curated record. The transcript has 2 exons.
AUGAAGACUUCAUCAUGGCGCCUCGCUGCCUUUACGACAGCGGGCGUUAACGCCCGGCUCAAUCUUCGAGAUCUAGGCAGCUCUGAUACAUCGCCAGCGGGUCCCACGGUGACUGUGCAGCUGCAGCCAGUGUUCUAUCAAGAAUAUUUCUCAUGCAACACCGUCAUCGACCCGUUCAGAGAUGGGCAUCCUUUCACCGUCACGGCUGCCCCGACCGAAGUCGAGAUUCUAUCAUAUCUGACAACCACGAUAUUCCCUACUUCUUUAUCAUUGUGUGUACCUACUUCCACGACGGGAUCCAUAGCGUCUUCCAGUCUCAUCACUAGCACUUCGUCGUUCACGGAAUAUGCCUCCUCAUCCACCUCGAGUCUGUUCUCGUCCACUUCCGGCGGCCUCACCAGUGUAUCAAAUGCGGUUGGCCCUGGUACGCUACAGUCAACUGGGCUUUCUAGUCUGACCGGGUCAACCACGGGAAGCUCUGGCACGAGUCCGUCAGGCACGGCGAGCUCUAGCUUCAGUUCCUUGUCAGGGAGCUCGAGCGCAUCUUCAUCUGUCUCGAGCAGCACAAGUACGCUUUUCAGCACCACAGGAAGCUUGGUGACGACCAUCGCAGGCACAUCCACUUCAGCAUUUAUUCCGACGACCAGUGUCUCUUCUCAAACUGCGGCGUUCUUCUUUGGACAAGGUCUGCCCGCACAAUCGGUCGACAACCUUCCUCAAGAAUCGUUCUUUUUCUUGGGCUUCAGUGGUCCUCCAGCCGCAGCAACUGCGGGCAAUGCAGUCAAGCGACGGGCUGAACAUGCUCGUAGGCAGAACAACGACCCCACAGCAUCCCCGGUCACUCUGGCGGAUCUCUCUGUACCUACAACACUACCUGGAAGUCUCAUCAACGCAGAUCUGUGCGAUUUCGCCAGCCCCUUGCUUCUCAUCAAUGGCUCCCUUAUACAGUACAACAGAGCCGUUGCGAAAAGCUCGAUCGCGACUGAUGCAGUACUCGGGUUCCUCAAUUCGGGUUCCGACGCUGCUGUCAACAUUACUUUCAGCUUGAUAUCUGGCAUCUUGAGCUGGGACACUCCGUCCGAUGGCGAAGCUCAGUUUUAUCAUUGUGGCGGAGACUUGGUGUAUGCGCUUUUCAGAGGACAAGCCCCCCAGAAUGGAUGCGUGAGCGUAGCCGUAGGUGCUAUAGCUGGAAGCGUUUGUCGAAACCGGGUGGCAUCAACUCGCACUCCCAACCCAACUUUCACAGCUCCCGUGCUUUCUUCCACGAGCAGUACUGUAACGACUUCAUCGAUCAGCGAGCCGUCUUCCCAGUCAACAGUGAGCUCCCUGUCGGUGCCCGAGAGCACACAAUCAGUGGCUACAUUGUCUACGACCAUCACGCUUGACAUCACCACUAGCACUACAUCAUCGCCGACGUCAGAGAUCUCGACGAGCGCAACAUUGUCGCCGACGUCGUCUCAAUUUCAGUCAGUCGCGCCCUUCUUGAAUUCUACGUUCAGCUUCAGCUCCAGCUCCACGACCUCGUCAGAGUUUCAAACGACGACUUCAUCCACAGCAGAAGCCACGACCAGUGCUAUCUCAUCUUCGCUAACUUCAGUGUCCACAUUGGUCGUCUCCAGCUUUGACACAAGUACCUCGACCCCUGUAAAUGGGUCUUCGUCAGCCACACAGGCCGCUUCUUCAUCGAAUCAGCCGACUUCCUCCACAGUUCCGGCGAUCACAAGCACUAGUGCUACUGCUCCUAGUAGUGUCUCAUCCUCGACUAGUAUUCUAUCUAGCGGAACCACCCCCGUCUCAAAUUCGAGUACCACAGACCUGCCUUCGACUAGCUCAAGCAUAACGGACAGUGUCAACGCGACAUUCCUAAGCUCGACAACAACGAGCAGCAGCUUGUCAAGCUCAGCUGUGCUCAACGCUACGUUCCUCAGCUCGACAACAACGAGCAGCAGCUUGGUAAGUUCAGCUGUGCUCAACGCUACGUUCCUCAGCUCGGCAACAACGAGCAGCAGCUUGGUAAGCUCAGCUGUGCUCAACACUACUUCAAGUGUUAUAACGACAUCUGCGAAUACGACGUCUACUACCACAUCGGCUAUUGCGUCGCCUAGUACCUCACAGCAGUUCGGCAACUCAACUUCCGCCUCCUUAUCGACUACUACCCAAACAUCGUCCACAGCAGGCCAGAAUUCCACUUCGACGUCAUUGCAGACCAGUAUCUCUACCCUGAACGCCGCAAGCAGUGCAUAUAAUACAACGCUGAGUGCUCAAUUACUGUCGACCGCGACCUUCUCGCAAACGAAUGCUACGUCCACCACGGGCACAUCAACGACAGCCUGUGCUACAACCCUCAUCAGCCCCGUUCCGUCCUGCCCCAGUGGCCAAAACGGAACCCUGUUCACUUCGGGUGCCAGUGUCUAUCUCCUCUGUCCUAACACUGAUGUAACGAAUAGUAUCGACCAAGCUGAUGUCAUACCAAAUCCUGGCCAAGCAGCCACCCCAGAGAGCUGUGCAGCCGCCUGCUCUGCUACUCCGAAUUGCAAAUCCGCGGUAUACUAUCCUGGUGGCUCGGAAGACUGCUUUCUCAAGGUUGCGGGUUCUGAAGGCGCGGUCAGCCGGGACAUUACCAAUGCAGUGUUCCUAGUAAGCUCUGGAUGUAGUACAGCAACAACUACGCCAUCAACUACUCUCUCGAGCUCUCUGAUUACAAUACCAUUGGCGUCCUCAUCAAGCACCCCAACAACUCCUCUAUCGACUGCAUUACUGAAUUCCACAUCCACCACCGUCGCGUCCAACGCAUCCAGUACAACGACGAUUACCACAUCUUCCACCCCUGUCCCAACCUGUCCGUUUGGAGGAAACGGCACCGUGAUCACCUCCGGAACAGACCUAUUCCUCCUCUGCCCCAGCACCGACGUAACAGGAGGCAAUCUUGAUGUAAUCCCACAAAGCCCGGCCUCGGCUCAGAGCUGCGCGAAUGUCUGCGCAGCGAACGCGGACUGUAGAUCUGUUGUGUACUUUCCGAUGGCACCAGACACCUGCUAUCUCAAGACUGGUAGCUUCGGUCAAGCUACGCCGAGUGCCAACUUUGGCGCGUCGCUGGGAUACACUAGCGCAUUGUUCUUGCUGAAUCCUCCAAGCGCGAGCACGAUAUCGACGACCACAAGCGGCACCAGCAUCACGACCACCUCGACUAUAAGCACGUCAUACACCAUCACUUCAUCAACAGCGCCAUCAGUCACGCAGUUCCUUCAAACCAUCUAUGUCACCGGUGGCUUAGUGUCCUUUACAAGUACAAUAGCUACAGUGGACGCUUUCGGCAACCCAACUUCGGUCGUUGUCGUGGGAGUGCCCGAGCCAACCACAUAA